This is a messenger RNA of Dibothriocephalus latus, 255 nucleotides long. Lineage: Eukaryota; Metazoa; Platyhelminthes; Cestoda; Diphyllobothriidea; Diphyllobothriidae. The record is from the annotation of a GenBank genome assembly.
AUGUUGUGUACUGCGCCCACUGACCACCGCAUCUAUCCGCCCUGGUCCGCGUGUCCUUCCUCUCCCUCGCCGCCCCCUGAUUUGCCCACUUCUCUGCUGGGGACCUUUUACCCCCUCCUACAAAAUCUCUGCGCCUUCAUCGCCGCUGCCGCCAACACAAGUCCCGAAUUCGUCUGUGAUCUUAAAUCCUCAGCUGCCUCCCCCCACACUCUCUUCCUUCCCUGCCUAAAAUCGGCUCUCUCUCUCUUACCCUGA